Messenger RNA from Anoplophora glabripennis (Asian longhorned beetle), 1712 nucleotides. RefSeq names its product E3 ubiquitin-protein ligase RNF13-like. The record is from RefSeq and is a predicted model, not a curated record. NCBI's taxonomy places the organism in Eukaryota, Metazoa, Arthropoda, Insecta, Coleoptera, Cerambycidae. The transcript is spliced from 6 exons. Gene Ontology annotation, molecular function: zinc ion binding. Gene Ontology annotation, cellular component: cytoplasm; nucleoplasm. The coding region runs from base 255 to 1433 and encodes 392 amino acids.
AUUUUCUAUGGCUAUAAAUGUCAAAGCCGUCAAAGCUGUGCAUUCCGAGAUUUUGUAUGGAAUAAAAAUAUUGUAUUUUUACUUUGUUGACUUUCCAACUGCAUGAAUAUUGUGUUAUUUACCCAUGUCAUGGGACUUAUAUUCAUUACAACUAAUUCUGUGAAUGAAUAUUAUUUCAUCAAAAUUUAAAGGAUUGACUUUUCCAUUAAGGAGACUUGUAAUGUGUUUAUACAGUUAAAUACUCAUUUUUAAUCAUGAAGUGUUUCUUGUUAUAUAUAUUUCUGGGUUUAUUGAAAAGAUGCAGCGCAGAAAUUUAUGCUAUUAAAUUCGAGUCACAAUUUUAUUUUGAAGAAUUUGGAGAUAUUCAGGCACAGUUUGGACCAAAAUUAGCAGAUGGAGCAGUGCGAGGAAUGCUGGUAAACCCAGAGCCACCUAGUGCUUGUAAUAAGUCACUAAAACCGCCACCAACAAACAUAGUUAAUGAAAUAGGAAAAUGGGUGUUACUUGUACCACGAUAUACAUCUGAACUUAACUGUUCAUUUGAGGAGAAAGUUCGUAUAGCACAAUUAGCAGGAUAUGAUGCUGUUAUAGUGUAUAACAUUAAUUCAGAAGAGUUAGUGCCAAUGUCUGCUAAAAAUGGUACUGGUAUUAAUAUACCUUCUGUAUUUGUAAGCUAUUCCUCUGGGGAAAUGUUGAAAAAUAUUUAUACAGACCCUAAAUAUUUUGUGGUGAUAACUGGAGAAUCUCCAUUUAAUAUACAAACUCAUCUUCUGAUUCCAUUUGCCAUUGUUGUCGGAAUUUGUUUUAUAGUGAUGAUUACUUUUAUGAUUGUAAAAUUCAUCAAAGAUAGAAGAAGACAAAGACGUCACCGAUUGCCAACAUCUACUUUAAACAAAAUUCCAACCCGCAAAUACCAAAAGGGGGAUCCUUAUGAAACUUGUGCCAUCUGCCUGGAUGACUAUGCUGAAGGAGAAAAACUUCGUAUUCUGCCUUGUAACCAUGUGUAUCAUUCAAAAUGUAUUGAUCCUUGGCUAACAAAAAAUAGGCGUGUCUGUCCUAUUUGUAAGCGUAAGGUUUUUGCACAUGAUGAGCCACAACAUGAUUCUGAUAGUGAUUCUGAUGCCGAUGAUACGACUCCAUUAAUUAACUCUAAUAAUCGAGGUACUCAGGGAGGUACUUUUGAGAAUCAAACUGAGAAUCCACUACAGAGAGCUGCAAGGUCAAUUUCUCAACAAUCUGGAGCUGCUACUUUUGUUACAGCGUCUGAUCAUCAUAGCAUAAAUGGUGAUUAUCAAAGUUUAAACAGUAGUAACUCAGGAUCUGAGGACUGCCUAGAUAGAAGUUUACAGGAACAUAUUUGUGAUAGCCUAGAAGUGCAUGUACACAGUGUAGACACUGAAAGUAAUUCUAGCAGGGGUGCAGUUAAUGUAUAAUAGAUGGGCUUCUUUAUUUUAACUUCUAGUCGAGUACAAGAAGUCUAUAUAUAAUAUGUAUAUUUAAAAAAGUGGAUAAUCUUGCCUAAAAGUCAGUGCUACUAUUGAAGAAUCUAUUUUCUGGAUAAGCUGAAUAUUUUAGAAAACUAUUUUCAGUAAAAAAUUUCUCAUUUCGUGAGCCAUAGUAGAAAAUGUUAAAGUCAAUAUUUUUGACAUUACACAAUUUAUUUCAAACAUUAUCGAAACUAUAUAAAAAUUUCUAAUAAAAUUUUUUUAAAA